AUGUCGGAUUAUACUAACCGCCCAGGCGUUAACCCCUCCCGUGUACGUAUCCCGCAAGGUUCUGGAUCAACGUAUUUUCAGCAUUCUGAGCAAGGGUAUGAACGACCCACCACCAUAUCCCAAGAUCCAGAAGUCGAGAAUCGGAUUCGCACUCUCAAGGAGGUCACAAAUGGUCUCAUCCAAGAUGCGGAACGUCUGAGAGUGUCCGGUCACAAUUUUGCUCUUCGGGAGUCAUUGGGUGAAAGCAAGACCGUGGAUGAACGUGACACAGAAUGGAAGUAUGCUAGGUUCCAAGUGACCAUCUUGGGACUCAAUCCUCCUCAAUCCCGGAUUUUCGUUCUUGCCAGGGAAAGGGGUGAGAUGACUGAGUGGUCCAGAGCUGUACAAUCCACAAUGGAGACGUACUUUCAGGAUAAGGAUACUUCUAGAGUGGGUGAUGAUUUACAAUUGGAUCGGGCUGCUUGGCGCGCAGCUUUGACCCUCGGUCUCAACUAUGAGGAUUUUGGAGUUAUACGAGCGGAAGAUCAUGUGGCAUGGUGGUGGUCCGAUGAUCCAAAUAGCCAAUGUUUCGCAGUGAUUGAAGCCUGA
Molecule: messenger RNA, 588 nt
Organism: Tremella mesenterica DSM 1558
Lineage: Eukaryota; Fungi; Basidiomycota; Tremellomycetes; Tremellales; Tremellaceae
Exons: 3
Coding region: 1-588 (195 amino acids)
Source: RefSeq, a predicted model, not a curated record